AUGGCUCAACUUCUCACGCCAAGCUCCUCCUUCCGCUCAGAUAAUUUCAUCGACCUCACCGCCGCCGACAAAGGCGACCUGACGACCGUUUACGACGAUGACAUAAUCGCCAAGAACCGCAUGACUAUCCUCGAGCUUGAGGAGAAAUACAUCCUAACUCCUGGCAUCGUCACGAUCGCGCCUUCUGGUGAGCUCAAGGUCGACCUCUCGCACGAAGAGCCCGACCAGGGCACGAUGGCGGGAUUGUACCCGACCCUGCCGCCGCCCGAGGAACUCAAGCACCAGAUCCCCUCAUGGCUACGCGACUACCUCCUCAAGGAGCUCAACCUCUUUGGGCACGGCCCACCUUUCGCCUGUGGAUCUCUCUACGACCAGAUGCAGCACAGCAAAGAGAUGGACAUGGAGGGAAACAACCUGUCGGUCAGAUCGACUGUGAUCAUGAUGUCCGGCGCGAUUGUGAGCCUGCGCGACUCGAUCGUCGUUCUUCGCGACUUCUGCUCGAGCGGCGAGGCCCUCUAUGAGGAAAUUUACACGAUGGAGUUUGGCAUUGUUGAGAGCGUCGUCAGGAAGCUCGCUGGCUGCGACGCGACCAAGAGUAUCAAGGAGAAACUGCUGGCUUCUGCACCUAGGAAUUACGACAAGGAAUCCUCGCCUUCAAAGCGGCGCAAGGUUUCCGAGGGAAGGCUGGUGGAGAUCGCUCACGAUAGCAGCGCUGCGUCGAAGGAGCUGCCAGCCGACAUUGGGCUCCUGAUUGACCUGGGGUCGCAGGGGAUGGCGAUGAAAAGCGCCCUCGACAGCUCGCUGGAGGAUCUUGUCAUCACACCGGUGUCUCGUCUGGUUGAAAAGCUUGAGGUCAUCCACAAGGGCCUGUGCAAGCAGGAGGAGGAGCACAUGAAGGCGGAGGCCCAUGUUGCUCAAGGUGACCAUUCUUCGGAUUCGGGCGUCUCGGCGUGCUCACCUUGA
Messenger RNA from Diaporthe amygdali, 963 nucleotides. RefSeq lists its product as uncharacterized. Lineage: Eukaryota; Fungi; Ascomycota; Sordariomycetes; Diaporthales; Diaporthaceae. Bases 1 to 963 code for a protein of 320 amino acids. The transcript has a single exon. The record is from RefSeq and is a predicted model, not a curated record.